Capsicum annuum is the source of this 1847-nucleotide messenger RNA. Its product is annotated as glucan endo-1,3-beta-glucosidase 8-like. Gene Ontology annotation, biological process: carbohydrate metabolic process. NCBI's taxonomy places the organism in Eukaryota, Viridiplantae, Streptophyta, Magnoliopsida, Solanales, Solanaceae. Bases 240 to 1652 code for a protein of 470 amino acids. The transcript is spliced from 3 exons. The record is from RefSeq and is a predicted model, not a curated record. Gene Ontology annotation, molecular function: hydrolase activity, hydrolyzing O-glycosyl compounds.
GAACAUGAAACCAUGCAUACCUUCCUAAAAUCUGAAAAAACAAAUCAACCGCGUUUGAUAUAUCCUUUUCAUCACUUAAAUUUUUAAUUUAGUUACGGUCAUAGGUGGAGGGCAAGCUGCAUUACAGGCGCCCAGACGAUUGCACGUAAGAUGGAAGGGGUCCUGUAACAAAGAUUUUUCAUAAAAUAAUCAUUAUAUUAGUCUCAUUGAAGAAAUAGAAAGUCCUAAUCAAGAAAAGAAUGUACAAAACUAUAAGUUUGUUAUGGGUACGUUUACUAAUGUCACUGAUAUUUUUAUUCGGUGAGGUUCACGUAAGCGCCUUUUUGGGCAUAACUUGGGGGAGGUCGUCUGCACAAACUUUUGUUCCAUCGAUGGUGGUGGAUUUACUAUUACAAAAUGGAAUUUCAGAUAUGAGAAUUUUUCAACCAAGCUUAAACGUUCUCGAUGCCUUUGCCAACACCGAUAUCGCUAUAACCAUCACCUUACAACCGAACUAUUUAGCAAAUGUCAAGGAACAAAAACACAUAGAUAACUUUCUUUAUGAACGUGUGAAGUCUUAUGUUGACAAAGGAGUCAAAUUCAGGUACGUGUAUGUGGGGAACGAACCCUUUCUCAAAGUAACAACUUCAAAAAAAAGAGUUAACGCUGAUGUACAUUUCCUGAAUAUGACUAGAUACGCCCUUGAUAGUUUCAACUUCCCAGAUAUCAAAGUAACAACACCCCAUUUCACGGACUGCCUACUAAAUGUGACCAAGCCAUCUGAAGGUGAUUUUCGAGAAGACAUAAAGGAGAAAAUGAUAGAAAUGAUCGAUUACAUUGACAAAACUGGUGGCCCUUUCGUUCUCAAUAUAUUCCCAAUCUAUACUGUUUCCAGAUAUGGAUUUGAUGUGGAAUUUUCUUUCUUCGAUAAUAAAUCCAAGUUCAAGAUAGUAGAUGGCAAUAACAUUUACAAAAAUGUCUUCACUUUCUUAUAUGAUACACUUGUUUCUGCUCUAACAAAGGCAGGGUAUGGACAAAUGGAGAUUGUUAUUGGACAAAUUGGUUGGCCUACAGAUGGAUACAUGAGUGCAAGCGAAGAAAAUGCUGAAAGAUUUUACCGUGGUCUUUUUCAAUAUAUGGCUAAGAAGAAAGGAACUCCACUACGCCCUAAUAGGGAUAUAAGUAUGUAUGUCAUUUCCUUGACAGAUGAGAAUACAAAUAGUCUAGAAUCUGGCGCUUAUAUGAGACAUUGGGGUAUCUAUAAACUCGACGGCAAACCCAAGUACAAAAUUGAUUUUACCAUGCAAGACCGAGAAACCAAACCCACCGCUGCCAGAGGUAUAGUGAAAAUGCCAAAGAGAUGGUGUGUGUUUGAUGGUAAAACUGAUCACAACAAGACACUCGUGGUGCAAGAUUAUGAAUACGCAUGUGAUGACUCAGAUUGCAGUGCGUUUGGUGCUGGUGCUUCAUGUGAUAACCUUAGUUUCGUACAGCAAGUCUCUUAUGCAUAUAAUAUGCGUUACCAAAUGGAAAAUCAAAAUCAACAGAAAUGCAAUUUGAUUGGAGCUAUGUUAACCACAGUUAAUCCUUCAACUCCAAACUGUGAUUUCCCAAUUGAGAUCUUAACUGCAGAGUUUGUAGAUGGUGGAAGUCUUCUAACCAAGAGAUUCUAGAGCAGCCUCCUUCUAAUUCAUUUAUAUACACAUAUACUAGUUCCUCGAUACAUUGCAUGUAUACAGUGGACCAUAUCUUAUAAUAGUACAUAUGCAGUGGGCGCCUAGGGCAAAGGGUAAUUAAGAUGGUAUAAAGAACUAAAUAUUCCCAAAGUACAACCCAAUAAUGAAAAAUGGGCAUAGUUUGCAUGAGAA